Messenger RNA from Telopea speciosissima, 459 nucleotides. Its product is annotated as secreted RxLR effector protein 161-like. The record is from RefSeq and is a predicted model, not a curated record. NCBI's taxonomy places the organism in Eukaryota, Viridiplantae, Streptophyta, Magnoliopsida, Proteales, Proteaceae. The transcript has a single exon. Bases 1 to 459 code for a protein of 152 amino acids.
AUGGAAGACUGCAAACCUGUUAGUACACCCAUGAUGACUAGAUGCAAGUUGACUAAAGAUGAUGCAUCCCCAUCAGUUGAUCACACCACUUAUAGGUCAAUGAUUAGAAGUCUCUUGUACUUGACAGUUAGUAGACCUGAUAUCUUGCAGGCUGUGUGUAUGGUUGCAAGAUUUCAAGUUGGGCCCAAAGAAACUCAUGUAGCAGCUAUGAAGAGAAUUUUUAGGUACUUGAAAGGUAGCAUUGACUAUGGCUUGUGGUACCCUAGAACCAAGGACUUCACAUUAUCAGCUUAUUCAGAUGCAAACUGGGCAGGUGAUGUGGAUGAUAGGAAAAGCACCAGUGGUGGUGCAUUCUAUUUGGGUGGCAGUUUAGUGGCUUGGCAUAGCAAGAAGCAAGAUUCGGUCUCCCUUUCUACUGCAGAGGCUGAGUAUAUAGCAGCCACAUCAUGUUGUACAUAG